UGUGAACACUGCUGCGCUUCAGGCUGCGCUCCCCGGGAGUCAGUGAAGGCGGCAGCGGACUGUCAGCUGUGGAGAGGAAAGGUGUGUUUAGUUGGAGGAGGGUUUCGGGAGCGCACCAUCGUCUCGCUCUCUCGUGGGCGAGUGCCUUGCCUAUUGUUAGGUCAAGCGCGUGUAUUUGCACAUUUCUCCUUUUUACGCGGAUACACGUUUCAAACAGAAGACAACGUUUAUGGUCCUGGCUGAAGAUUUCACGAUGUCUCGCACCGACGAGGUUAACCGCUUGACGGAAAAUGUCUAUAAGACCAUCAUGGAGCAGUUCAACCCCUGCUUACGGAACUUUGUUGCCAUGGGGAAGAAUUAUGAGAAGGCUCUCGCCAAUGUGACAUUUGCUGCCAAAGGCUACUUUGAUGCUCUGGUCAGAAUGGGUGAACUGGCCAGCGAGAGUCAAGGAUCCAAAGAUUUGGGGGAUGUGCUGUUCCAGAUGGCUGAGGUCCACAGACAGAUCCAAGUACAGCUAGAGGAGAUGUUGAAAUCUUUCCACCAGGAGCUGCUGUCCGAGUUGGAGAAGAAGGUGGACCUGGAUGCUCGUUAUCUAACUGCUGCCCUGAAGAAAUACCAGAUGGAAAACAAGAACAAAGGGGAAAGUCUGGAGAAGUGCCAGGCUGAAUUGAAGAAGCUGCGCAGGAAGAGCCAGGGCAGCAAAAAUCCCUCCAAGUAUGGAGAGAAGGAGAUGCAGUUUGUGGAGACCAUCAGCAGUAAGCAGACUGAGCUGGACACCUUCAUUGCUGAGGGAUACAAAACAGCCUUGUCUGAGGAGCGUCGAAGGUACUGUUUCCUGGUGGACCGCCAGUGUGCCGUGGCCAAGAACAGCAGCGCCUAUCAUGGCAAGGGUAAAGAUCUUCUCACCCAGAAGAUCCCAAUGUGGCAACAGGCCUGUUCAGACCCCAACAAGCUGCCAGAGAGGGCUAUGCUUCUGGCCCAGCAGAUGUGCUCUGCUGCCCUUGGGGGCUCAAGCCCCCUGCAUACCUCCAAAUCCAACCUGGUCAUCUCAGACCCCAUCCCUGGAGCUCAGCCUCUUCCUGUGCCCCCAGAGCUGGCCGUCUUCAUGAGUGGUGGCCUUGGACACUCAGCGAGGCUGAUGGGCCCUGAUGGUAUGUCCAUGGUCAAUGGUACAACAGGAGUGCAUGGAGAGGAAUACUGGACAGAUGGGGGAUCUAUGUCUGUUUCUCAAGUUAGGCCUUCAUCACCUCAGACCCAGGCCCCAGGCCAGUCCCAGGUCCAGCCCCAGAGACAGGUCAGCGAUGUCUACUCCAACACCCUCCCGGUGCGCAGACCUGCCCCUGCCAAGAAUAAGAACCCCGUGGGAGAGACACGGACCCUGCCGAGGUCUAGUUCCAUGGCAGCAGGUCUGGAAAAGAAUGGGCGUGCCCGUGUCCAGGCCAUCUUCUCGCACGCCGCAGGAGACAACGGCACUCUGCUGAGUUUCUCCGAGGGAGACGUCAUCACCCUGCUAGUGCCUGAAGCUCGUGAUGGUUGGCACUAUGGGGAGAAUGAGAAGAACAAGAUGCGUGGCUGGUUCCCUUUCUCGUACACGCGUGUGCUGCCUGACAGCGACAGUGAUAAGCUCAAAGUGAAUCUGCACCAUGGGAAAAGUAGCAGCACUGGGAACUUAUUGGAGAACGAUGGAACGCUGCCCACACCUGAUUACGGCCUGACUGCCCGACUCCUGGCACAGAGCCUAGCACAGACCCGCCCACGCCCCUACAGCAUGGCAGCCUUCGGCACACAGCCUGCCAUUGAGGAUUAUGAUGGCCGCUUUGCCACAAGUGACAGUCCUGAUGGCAAAUUGAUUUCGACUGUGUGAGAACAGACAUACAGACAGACACAGACAGCUUCCGGAUAGCACAGGGGCCUCUUCCUCCCCAUCUUUCCCUCCUCUUAGCCUCCCUCCUGUCCGCUUAUCUCCACCUCUCUUCUGCCUCCACACACCCCUUCUCCAAGUGGAAGAGGCCAGUUUCAUCCCUCCUUUCUGUCCUCUCUUCCUCCCCGGGUCCCUCCUUCCCUCCUUCCAUCCUUCCUGGGUGCUGCUGCUGGUGGUGUCGGUGUGGACAGUAGCGGUUGGUGGGUGGAGGAUUGCAUUGACCGAGAGAGCCAGAGCGGGGCCUACCUGCUCGGCAUGCAUCGAUAUGGACUCUGAACACUCUAUCUCUGAUCACAGUCCACCAUCACGGACUGAUCGAAGCAAGAGACUGCCUUUGCUACUGCUUGUCUUUCAUGCAUGUACAUGGUUGUGUCAUUUUGUUAAACUAAAGGACAUGUUCAUGUACUGUACAAGUGCCAAAAGACUUCAGUGUCGUUGUACUAAAGCCACUGGCUGAAUGGCUUUUGUUAAGCACACGUGGGCCCAGUAUUCCCACCCAACACACACACGCUCCAAGAGGUUUUGUUCAUCGUAAGGCUGUGCAACAGAUUACUGUUUCUGUUUGAAGAAAUCCUGUUGGGUCGCUCUGUGCUUCCUCGUGUCAGUGCUAGACUUGAUUUUCCGUCCAGAGGGUGUGUGCCAUAUUUGCCUUCUUUGCUUCUUUUUUUUUUUUUUCAAUUAAACACAUAUGUUUAAUUUAAUUCUG
Molecule: messenger RNA, 2627 nt
Organism: Monopterus albus (swamp eel)
Lineage: Eukaryota; Metazoa; Chordata; Actinopteri; Synbranchiformes; Synbranchidae
Product: brain-specific angiogenesis inhibitor 1-associated protein 2-like
Exons: 14
Coding region: 230-1864 (544 amino acids)
Biological process (GO): actin filament bundle assembly; plasma membrane organization; actin crosslink formation
Cellular component (GO): nucleoplasm; cytosol
Molecular function (GO): cytoskeletal adaptor activity; protein binding
Source: RefSeq, a predicted model, not a curated record